Molecule: messenger RNA, 4419 nt
Organism: Cynoglossus semilaevis (tongue sole)
Lineage: Eukaryota; Metazoa; Chordata; Actinopteri; Pleuronectiformes; Cynoglossidae
Gene: rab3gap2
Product: RAB3 GTPase activating protein subunit 2 (non-catalytic)
Exons: 35
Biological process (GO): regulation of GTPase activity
Source: RefSeq, a predicted model, not a curated record
ACUGAUUUACCCGGAAGUGAACACGUGUUUUUAUGCUAACGAUGGAUGUGUCAUCAGUGCCUCAGUGUUGAGGUGGAAACUGCGUAGUUUGGGCAAAGUAUAUAUCCAGACAUGUAUUAAAAAGUGUCGACGACAUAGUUUAAGCCACGGUUGUUGCUCCGAGGAGGCUGUCAUUCAGUCAACAAAGUCGGACACUGUCUGAGAAGCUCCGGCUAUACUCGACGCAGGGUUGUUAGCAGUCAGGCUAACUGGCUGGUUCCUUGUCUGCCAGGGUUCCGACCGGACGACAGCGACAUGUCCUGCAGUCUGUUAGAGUUCUGUCGGCUCCAGGAGCUCAAGACGGUCCGGGACUUUCUGUUCCAGAGCCAGAAAACCGAGCGAGUGGAGGAGAAUGAAGCAGAAAACCAGCUGUCCUGGGACACAUCUGACUGGGAGUCGGCGUGGGAAAGUGGGGACCACAAAGAGGAGGAGCAGGAGCAGCGGCCUGUUUCUACUCCAACAUCAGAGGAAGAGGCCGGCGGGCAGACUGGACCCUGGCUGCAGGACUGCACCGUGUCACUGUCUCCCUGCUCUGAUCUGCUGGUUGUAGCCCGUGAACACAGAGCCGUCUUCCUCUCUGCCAAGUGGCGCACAGAUGACAGUGGUAGAGAAGAGAUGACUUUGGCUGUGUCCUGGUCCGGGACCCUGAGCUCAGAGGAAGGAGAGUGUGUGAGCAGCUGUGUCUGUAUUCCACUGGCGAGUCAAAAGAGGAGUUCCACAGGGCGACCCGAUUGGACGUGUGUGGUCGUUGGUUUCACCUCAGGCUACGUCCGCUUCUACACCGAGAAUGGAGUUCUGCUGCUGUCACAGCUGCUGCACGAAGACCCGGUACUGAGACUCAAGUGUCGCACCUACGAGGUUCCCCGUCACCCUGGUGUCACAGAGCAGCACGAGGAGCUGACCAUCCUCUACCCCGCUGCCCUGGUCACCAUCGAUGGCUUCAGCCUCUUCCAGUCUCUGAGGGCCUGCAGGAACCAGGUGGCCAGAGCUGCAGCAGUAGGAAGUGAUGUCAUCCAACCUCCUCCUCUGGCCUACAAGAAGUGGGGUCUGCAGGACAUGGACUCCAUCGUGGACCACAGCAGUGUUGGCAUCAUGACCCUGUGUGUCUUUGACCAGAUGAAGAACGCUUCUGUUCUGGGGGGGUUUCAUGCUUCAGUCAAAGGCAGCCCCCCAGCCAUGAGCCAGUAUGUCACUGUGGGAGGAGGACCCUACACUGGCUUUUACUACGCUGUAGAGGGGAGUUCUCAGCCGCUCCUCUCUCACGUGGCUCUGGCCGUGGCCAGUAAACUGACCUCCGCUCUGUUCAGUGCUGCCAGUGGAUGGCUGGGCUGGAACAAGAACAAACAUGAAGAGGAGUCGGUCCAGAAACACAAGCCUAAGGUGGAGGCUGCCACUCCUUUAGGGAUCAGGUUUGGUCUUCCAGACUCCCGUCGUCAUGGAGAGUCCAUCUGUCUGUCUCCCUGCAACACUCUGGCCGGAGUCACAGACGACUUUGGCCGCGUCACUCUGCUGGACCUGUCCAGAGGUGUCGCUGUUCGCAUGUGGAAGGGGUACAGAGACGCUCAGCUGGGUUGGCUGCAGAUCUCAGAGGAGCGAGGAGAUCGGGAUUUCUCCCCCUCUGCCUCCCUCCCCAGACGGCACGCUCUGUUCCUGGUCAUCUACGCCCCCCGCAGGGGGAUCCUGGAGGUGUGGGCCAUGCAGCAGGGGCCACGGGUCGGAGCGUUCACCGUGGGCAAACACUGCAGGCUGCUGUACGCUGGCUACCGUCUGAUGGGGGUCAACAGUGUGACCAGUCAGGGGUGGCAGCUCCACACUCAGCAGGUCUGUCUGCUGGACCCCGGCUCUGGAGCGCUGAGGACCGUGAACAUCCCGUUUCACCUGGCCCUCAGUGACAAAAAGAGUGAGCGAGCCAAAGACAUGCACCUGUUGAAGAAACUCUCAGUGUUACUGAAGAGCAGAGACCUGGAGCCUGAUGUUCUGGGGACUGAAGUCAAAAGUGCUCUCCUGGAGAUCAAACAUCCUGCCAUGAAGAAACAGGCUCUGGAGUCACUGCUGUCCAAUAGAAAUGCUCCAGUCUCCUGUCUGAGUGACAUCACACGCUCCUUAUAUGACACGCUGAAGCAGCAGGACCCAGACCAGGUGGACACAGAGCUGCUCCAACUCUGCUGCUCACAGACCAAACUGCUGCAGCUCUACACUGACGUCCAGCAGCUUCAGUCCACCACAGACACAGAGGAGUACUGUCACACAGACUCAGUAGAAGUCCUAAAGGAAGAAGUGUCCCGCGUGGGUCCUAUCCUACAUCGUUACAGCCAGCUCACCUCCAGACCCAGUGUCACGUUUGCUCAGGACUCCCCCGACUCCCCCCUCAGCGCUCAGGCCUUUCUGUCUCAGAUGGAGGUGACGGAGAACGGAGAGCUGAAGGUGAACCGAGGAUCGGAAGGGGACUGGAACCAACUGGGAAACUUUCUCUUCUGGGGUUGUCUGUGUGGAAAAAGUCCACUCCAGAAAGUGUGUGAAACACUGCAGCGGGCCGGCAUCAGUCCACAGCAGCUGCUGACUCUGCUGCUGAGUGUGUGGUUACAGAGGGAGAAGGAGGUGCUACAGCAACCAGAGGAAACUGUCAAGAACCUGCUCUCUCUCCUCCACGCCCUGAGCACCAUGAAAGGUGCAGUGGACCAAUCGUGGGAUCCGCAGUCUGUCUCCCCCUGGUGGCAGCAAGUCCGCACUACAUGCAUCCAGUCGCACCAUUCAGCAGCUGCUCUGCUGGCAGCACUCGUCGCUCACAGUGCAGCUAAGAGCAGCAUCAGCAGCCACCGUGACACGAAGUUGCACUCGGAGUGGGAGGCGGUGUCCCUGGAGCUGGAGCAGUGGGAGGUGUGUGUCUGUCAGUUGGAGGACGUGCUGGUGCUGCAGACGCUGCUGUUGAUGCCUCCUCCUCAAGGAGCAGCGGCCGCAGGAGCUGCAGCGCAGUGUUCCGUCAAAACACUGCUGGAGGGAGGAACUGGUGGCAUCGCUGACAGCGUCUCCAAGUGGGUGUUCCGACAGAACCUGGCUCCUCAGAGACUGAAGGAGAUCCUCCAGGAGGGAGAAGGUCCAGACCAGAACCAGCAGGACACGGACAGGACCGCAGAGCUGCUGCUGGCGGUCUGUCGGCGGUUUCCACACUCCCUGUCACCUGACCUGCUCCACGCCCACUGCUGCUGGGAGUACGUGGUCCAGUGGAACAAAGACCCAGAGGAGAGUCAGAGUCUGUCCUCCUCUCUGGACCAUCUGAAGCUCAUCUCCAGUCCACAUGUCCAGUUAGGAAUCUCCUCCAUGAUGUGGAGUACCUUCAUCCUCAAACGGUUCUCCGCAGCGGCGUUCCUCAUGGAAAAAGUGGGCAAAGCAGCCAAAGAUCGCUUGUGUCGACGGGACGUGGGGAUGGGAGACAAGGCCGUGACCCAGUUCCUGGGCUGCUGCGUCCAGCUGCUGCAGGUCCUCAUGGAGGUGACUGGACUGUUGGUGAACACUCUCUGCCCUCUGUCUUUUCUCUUUCACUACUCGGACUCGGCCGUGGAGGAGGUUUCUCCUCCGGAGCUCUCCGUGGAGGAGGCGUGGUCUGGAGCCGAAGGCCCCGCCUCCAUCGCUGAACUGGCCCUGGAGCAGAAGGGAGUCCACUUCCCUCUGGUCCAGCACCACUGCCUGUUAGCUUCCCUGCUACAUGCUGCCAUGACCUUUGGCCUGAAGGUCAAACCGCUCAGCCUGUUUGACAGUAAGGGUAAGAACGCGUUCUUCAGGGACCUGGCGACGAUACAGCUGAUGCCCAGUGGAGACAUGGACCCUGGUCUGGUCUCACUCAGGCAGGAGUUCCUUCUGCGGGUGCUGACUGGCUGGGUUCAAGCCAUCGACGAGCCCCCCAGCUCUGCCUCUGGGAGCCCACCUCUGCCCCCUGGUGGCCCUCAGGCUGACUGGUGGCCCUCCCUGUGUCUGGAGCUGGGCUCUCUGCUGCAGGUCAACCCCGACAUCCUGCGACGGCACCUCGUCUGUGAGCUCUACAACCAGGGCCUGGACCUGCGGGCGGAGGAGGAGAUGCUGCAGGUGGAGGAUAAGGACGUGCUGGGCUCUCAGCUGCUGGUGUUGACGGGACAGAGACUCAGCUUCUCACUGCUGCACAGCCAGAACCAGACACAGCCCGCCAUGGAGCUCCUGGCCCGACUCCCCCCGACCCUCUGCACGUGGCUGAAGGCCAUGGAUCCCAGUGAGCUGCGGUGUCCUCUGGUUCCACUGGUCCAAAGCAGUCGCCUGGUGAGCCGGGUCAUCGAGAUCCUGCCGGAGAACCACGCCCAGUACAGUCUGGCUCUGCACCUCCUGGAGGCUGUGGAGGCGCUGACCACUGAG